Messenger RNA from Vollenhovia emeryi, 1479 nucleotides. RefSeq names its product GPN-loop GTPase 2. Gene Ontology annotation, cellular component: cytoplasm. Gene Ontology annotation, molecular function: GTPase activity. The record is from RefSeq and is a predicted model, not a curated record. The coding region runs from base 493 to 1368 and encodes 291 amino acids. The transcript has 7 exons. NCBI's taxonomy places the organism in Eukaryota, Metazoa, Arthropoda, Insecta, Hymenoptera, Formicidae.
UAUCCCCUCCCUUUUUAAAAAAAUUAGCGUGUAACCGCUCGUGCACUUUUCGGAACUGCUCGUCGCGAAACUGGAUUAGGUUACGGUAGCUCUUCGCAAAACCUCGGAGUUCAGGAAUGCUGAAGAAAUAUGAGUGAACGUUCCUGCAGUAUCGUUACAAACGGUCAUAACACUGACAUAAUUUUAAGACCCUACAGCAAUCGCACGCUGCUGAUCGUAACGCACUUCAAAAAGCUCGGGACGUUUGUGACGGUCAAUCGCGAAUCCGCUGUGAACGGCUACAAUAGCGAUGUAUUCACGAUAAAGACAGUUUUUGGCAGCGACAACAAUGACGUUCACCUAGCCGCCAGAUACAUAGCGCAACAGAUUAACAUUGAGAAAGAAUUGCUGCUAUCGAUAGCGCUGAAAGAUUAUGACCUGGCGAUCUUGAAGUCCAUUGUCGUGGCUGUGAAUCAGAUAAAGUCAUGGUAAUGUAAUGCUAAUCGAGUCGCCAUGAGCUUAAUCUUCGGUCAACUUGUCAUCGGCCCACCCGGCAGUGGGAAAACAACAUAUUGCAACGCAAUGUCCAAAUUCUUGGAGUCCGUUGGGAGAAAGGUGGCCGUCGUUAAUAUCGAUCCAGCGAACGAAAAUAUGGAGUACACCCCGGCGGCAGAUAUAUCCGAAUUAAUUAAACACGAAGAGGUCAUGGAGCACCUCGGACUUGGGCCGAACGGAGCUUUAGUUUACUGUAUGGAAUUCUUAGAAGCCAACAUCCAGUGGCUUGUCUCAAAAGUUCUGAAUUUGAAAGAUCACUAUUUCAUUUUCGAUUGUCCCGGUCAAGUCGAGUUGUAUACGCAUCAUAAAUCGGUGAAGCAGAUAGCGGAGAAGUUGAGUCAGAAUCUAGUGAAAUUAUGCAGCGUGCAUCUCGUGGACUCGCAUCAUUGCAGUGAUCCUGGAAAAUACCUGGCCUCUUUAAAUAUGUGCACAAUGGUGAUGUUACAAAUAGGCUUGCCUCACGUAAAUAUCAUGACAAAGUUCGACGAGAUGAAAAAGUUCAGCGAUCGGCUAGCGUUCAAUACUGACUUUUACACCGAAGUAUUGGAUUUGAAGUAUCUGUUGGAGCAGUUGGACGAAAAUCCCUUCACUGCAAAGUACAAAAAACUUAAUGCUGCUCUAGUGUCAAUAAUCGAAGAUUACAGUCUCGUUAGUUUCAUACCGUUGGACGUUACCAACAAAGCAUUGUUGCUACGAGUGAAGAACGCGGUGGAUAAAGCCAAUGGGUAUAUUUUUGGUGGUAACGAACCGCGAGACAUUCAAACGUUACUCGCGUGUGCGGUAGAGGCGGUCAGUGAAACCGAAAAGAUGUCAAUGUUCGAUGAAUAUUUAUGAACAUCCUCACUUUAGAGUAACUCUAAGUACAUCCACAUUUGCUUCUAUGUAAGAAUAUCUGGAUGUUUUAUUAUGUUUAUAAAUAAUAAAUGCCGCGUAAUACUCUUAUUA